Molecule: messenger RNA, 585 nt
Organism: Sparassis crispa
Lineage: Eukaryota; Fungi; Basidiomycota; Agaricomycetes; Polyporales; Sparassidaceae
Exons: 6
Coding region: 1-585 (194 amino acids)
Molecular function (GO): ubiquitin binding
Source: RefSeq, a predicted model, not a curated record
AUGGGAGAAGUUCUUAACGUCCUCGUCGCCGUCGCCGUCAUCGUCGUCAUCGUCCGCUGGGCAACCUCGAGCAAAGAUGCGCCAGCAGGCCAGUCACCUGCGUCGGUCUUGGGGUUUCAGCCAAAGACUGUAACUCCAGAUAUGGUUGACACCGUUCACAACAUGUUCCCAGAUAUUCCCAGUGACAACAUCCGCUACGAUCUGUUGCGCACAGGGAGCGUGCAACGGACGUCAAAUACCAUUAUCGAAAAAGGGUUCCUACCAGCACCUCCACAACCAUACUAUACGCUCUACCCCCGUGCACUUGACCCCGUGCCACGUGCUGACGUCCAAGCCAACCCUGCGGGCGCCUCGCAAGUGAAGGCGAAGGGUGAGAGUCUCAUCUCACGUUACAACCUCCAGGAGCGUGUCGCGCUAGCUACUGGUUCAUCGCUGUCUGCACCUGAAGAGGCAGGAGGAAAGUCUGUAUGGGAGGAUAGCCCAGAGAAGAGAGAGGCCAGCCUGAGGGAGCGUAAAGCUCAGAUGAUUCUGGCCGCGAGGGAGCGACUGUUGGCACAGCAGGCUGCACAGGCCGCUAAAUCAUGA